AUGGUUAAUAGUAACUAUGUUCAUAGUACUGCAUAUAUGCAAUGGUUUUUAUCCAUUCCAUUUAUGCAUGCUUCUCAAGGACAAAUCCUAGAAGACCCCCGUCAACAUGCAUCGUCUUCAUCACAACAAAGAUCUUCGUCGUCCAUGCCUCAAGAAAUCCCUCAGAUGAACCCUUCACAAUUUCAGUCCCAGACAUCUUCAUUCCCCUAA
This is a messenger RNA of Lathyrus sativus (Indian pea), 210 nucleotides long. NCBI's taxonomy places the organism in Eukaryota, Viridiplantae, Streptophyta, Magnoliopsida, Fabales, Fabaceae. The record is from the annotation of a GenBank genome assembly.